This is a messenger RNA of Nylanderia fulva, 3666 nucleotides long. RefSeq lists its product as uncharacterized. NCBI's taxonomy places the organism in Eukaryota, Metazoa, Arthropoda, Insecta, Hymenoptera, Formicidae. The record is from RefSeq and is a predicted model, not a curated record. Gene Ontology annotation, molecular function: actin binding.
UCCGCGGGAUCUGCCUGUUGCGCGGUCCAGGUCUCGAUCUUUCCCAGAGUCGCGCAAAAAUCCUCGACUUCGUCGUGGUUUAGUCACUUCUCUCGUUGAAGGACGAAAAGAGAGAAAAAAAGAAAGAAAGACGUAGUGCCGCCAUCUCAACGAUCGUACAAACCUUCGGGGAUCUUCUACCCUCUCGUCGUAAAUUACAUUUUGGAAUUUAUAUCCCCAAACGACGUUUUGGCGAGAAAAGUGGGUCGAGUACAAAUCUCCCCCACGCAUUGGUCCCCACUUAUCGCGGUCGAUCCAGGAGUCUGUCAGUGGCGUAUCGCACAAGUCCUCGGGAGAAUCAUCGUGCUCGUCCGGCGGACGACAAGUCGUCGGUUAACACAACGUGUCAAACGCGAGAGCGUCUUUGAAGAUUGAGACAAAAGUAGGAUUUCCUCCCUUUCCCAGUAAAGAAAGGAGCUUGCUGAGCAAAGAUGCCUGGCGCCGGUGGUCAGCCACCGCAGAGGACCACCUUCCGACCCCCAUGGGUCAAGGAUGGUCCCAGUCCGUUGCCUAUGCCCAGCGCGCCCUGGACCCUUAAUUCCCGCCGGGAUUCUAAGCCUAAGACAGACGAGGUUCCUGCUUUCUCCCAAGUCACCUUGAAGAGUGUGCCGAAACCUGCAGAGCCAACACCACCUUCAACAGAUGGACAAUCACGCAAGCAGAGCAAAAUCACGAUAAUACCGAAGCAACCUAACAGUGAGAAGAUACCAAGUGGUCGACCAGUGCCGGCGAAGUUACGCGAGAAUGGACGACAGGAGCCAAAUUCGAGGCCGCAGCUUGAACGACAGAUACGCAUUGAGAGAUCUCGAUCACGAGGUGACAGUAUACCACUCUCGAAAAGUGAGAGCACCACAGGCGCACCAACCUUGUCGAAGAGCUCAUCGCGAGCAAACUUUCCGCCACCACCACCUCCGCGACCGCCUCCACCACCGCCUGCCAGGACGAUCCUCAAGGACCUUCCUCCGCUGAACGAGGAUCAAAUGGAGAAGCUGGAAGCACUGAAAUCCAGGCCGAGAAAACGGCCGGACUGGGCUUGCAUGAUGAAAGAAGUCGAGAGUGGCAUAAAGCUCAAACACGUCAAGUGCAAUGAUCGAAGCGCACCCCUGAUCGAGAGGGUGAACAAGGUCACGGCCGAUCCAGCAGGCAAGGCUCACUUCGUAUUCGAAUCUGAAAAAUCGAAUAUGCACAAUCAGCUGCUGAAGCAGAUCCAGCAGGGCGUGAAACUCAAAACCGUGAAAACCAACGAUCGUUCAAGGCCGAUGCUGGAAGGUCUUAGAAAAUUCCGACGGCAAUUAACUAUAGAGGAGCAAAUACAGAAAGCCGAGGAAACAUCCGUAGACGUUGAAAGUCAGGACGAAAUGGACGACAUAGACGCCGUAAGGGAUGAUUUGCAAAGCACCAAACAGAUGCUCGCGUUGGAGUUGAGAAACAAAGAAGCCUUGGAACGAGAUAACAAACGAUUGCAGGCGAGACUUUUGAAUCUUGAAGCAGAAGUGGAACAUGUGAAGCUUCAAAAGAAUGCUCAGGAAAACAAGCAACAAGACGAGAAACUCGCGGAAUCCUUGAGGGAGGAAGUGCAGCAAGCAAGAAAGGAUGCAGAAAAGGCCGAAAAAGAAUACGCUACCGCUGCCGAGGAAAGAGAUAAGGCUAAAAAUGAGUUAGAAGAAAUGAAAAGAAUGUAUGCAGCGUUGGAAAAGCGCAUGAAAGCUGAAGGACUUGCAUCAAUUGAAGCUGAACCGAUAAUAGAGCUAGUAGAGGAUUGGGAAGACGUAGGCUGGUACAAUGUUACAGGAAUGGCACUGGCUGGUUGUCCAAGCGCAAAGGACGUAGCUAAAAUCGCAACGCAAAAGAGCAUAGAUAAACAGGAUGUUCACAGCACGAGCGAGGAAGAAGAGGAAAGUACAGAAGAAGAAGAUGAAGACGAGAAUCCAAAAAUUGCGGCAGAGAAACGUGCGCAGAGAGAAAUCAAGCUACUUAUUUCAAAAAUUAAGAGUUUCAAGGACAAAGCUAUAAAUGCCAGAAAAGAAAGGCACGCGCUGAAGGAGCAAAUCAAACAGCAACAGAAAUUAUUAAAGGAAGAAAAGAAAAAAUAUAAACAAUUGCAGAAGCAAGUGGAUAAAAUGGCAAAGCUGAUGGGGGAAACUGACGAGGAAGAAGAGGAAGAGGAAGAAGAAGAAGAGGAUGAAAAUGAGGAAGAGACGGAAUCUGAAGAAGAGUCGGAAUCUGAAGAAUCUGAAGAAGAGGAAUCUGAUCCUGACGACGAAGAGGCACCUCUUGACAAGCGUAAAAACAUUCUGGAAAAACAUGUCAAGAAACACGAGGGACGACUGGCGGCUUUGAAAAAGGGAAACUAUCUGCUUAAGGCGCAAGUAGACAGAAUUAAGGAUAAUCUAGUGAAGCAGCGAGAGGAUAGUCUCAGUCUGCAAGAGGAUCUUGAUUCCGUCUUAGCAGAACUAGGUUAAACUAGAGUGGAGAAUAAUUUCCAAAAAUGCAGAGAUUGUAUGCACAAUUUAUAUAAAUAUCACGUAUUGAAAUAUAGAUAAUUGUACGAAAGAGAAAAGAUAAUUACACACAUGCACACAUACACAUAUUCGAAUUGAAUAAUUUCCACAAGAAACAUCGAUAUAUCCACCAUAGAGAUGUUUACUGAUUUUGUCGCAAAAAACACUAUCCUAUUGCAUAAAAUUUUUAUUACAGCAGCCUUCAAUUCCGUGAAAUUAAAUGUAAUAAAAGCCUAUAUUAAUUAAUGCUAAAUAAACGUGAUUUUUCCAGCUCAUAAUAAUUUCGCCCACAAUAAUUUUUUCAUGAUAAAUUACUCUUCACACAUCGUAUAAACACAUUACCACAUAUUACACAUAAUUAUAUAUUACAUGCAUAAUCGUAAUAUCAUGUUUUUAUUAUUUAUUAGCAUUAAAUGAAAAAUAUGGGCUGAAAACUUUAGCUAACAAAGACUGAUAAUUUAGAAGGCUACGUAAAUGUUCAUGGAAUAGGAAUAAGUAUCGCACUUUCAAAGAUAUAUAUAUUAACAUUAACUGAAACUGUUAAUAUCUUUUGAUAUUAAUUAAAACUUUUAAAUUGUUAAUUUCUUUAACAAUUGUAUUGUAAUGGAGAGAACGAAUAUUUUUACAUAUAAGCGCGUACAACACUACGUGGUAAUUAUUUUUAUUUUGCGACUUGUAAUGGACAUCUCUGUGCAAAUUACCGCGAAAUAUCGAAUAUUCAUUAUUCGAGAUCGUGGAAUAAUCAAUUGCGAAAUAUUUAUUUUCUUGCGAUAUCUAAGAUAAAAAUGCUUCAUUUUUUACAUAAAUAUAUUUAAUAUAAAAUUAUAAAUUAAUUACGCAUUGAUAAAGAAACAUAGUUUAAUAAUACAAUAUAUAGAGAAAGAAAAAAUUGUUAUUUUUAAAGUGCCAGGAUAUCGUGAAUUACGCGAUAUAUAUAUAUAUAUAUAUAUAAUAUAUAUUUUUAAGACACAUUUCUCUGCAUACUGCAUCUUUAUUAUUAUAAUAUUAUUAUUCGGAGUUAGAAGAUGUCUUUUUUAUUUCAGGACAAAUUUUAUCCACAUUGGAUGAGUCCGAAUAGAUUUUCAAAUAUAUAAUCGCCCGUGUUGGUCAUCAAUUUUAACUAUAA